Molecule: messenger RNA, 1260 nt
Organism: Clarias gariepinus (North African catfish)
Lineage: Eukaryota; Metazoa; Chordata; Actinopteri; Siluriformes; Clariidae
Gene: arpc4l
Product: actin related protein 2/3 complex, subunit 4, like
Exons: 6
Coding region: 104-610 (168 amino acids)
Biological process (GO): Arp2/3 complex-mediated actin nucleation; actin filament polymerization
Cellular component (GO): Arp2/3 protein complex; actin cytoskeleton
Molecular function (GO): actin filament binding
Source: RefSeq, a predicted model, not a curated record
GAGUUGAGGCGUUGUGGGCGGAAGAGUUAGGAAUACGGGUGGUGGGAGAAAUUAACACCAGGCGUGGCGUAAAUACUUCCGCCUUUCUCAAAGGACCACAAAAAUGACGGCGACUUUGCGUCCCUACUUGAACGCCGUGCGUGCUACCCUGCAGGCGGCCCUAUGUCUGGAGAACUUCUCCUCUCAGGUGGUGGAGCGGCACAACAAGCCGGAGGUGGAGGUCAGGAGUAGCAAAGAGUUGCUGCUGCAGCCGGUGGUGAUCAGCCGCAAUGAUAAGGAGAAAGUCCUGAUCGAGGGGUCCAUCAACUCGGUGCGAGUCAGCAUCGCCGUCAAACAGGCGGACGAGAUCGAGAAGAUCCUGUGCCACAAGUUCAUGCGCUUCAUGAUGAUGAGAGCAGAGAACUUUUUCAUUCUGAGAAGGAAACCUGUGGAGGGCUACGACAUCAGCUUCCUCAUCACCAACUUCCACACGGAACAGAUGUACAAGCACAAGCUGGUGGACUUCGUCAUCCAUUUCAUGGAGGAAAUCGACAAAGAGAUUAGCGAGAUGAAGCUGGCCGUCAACGCACGCGCUCGCAUCGUCGCCGAGGAAUUCCUCAAAAACUUUUGAGGAUCUGUCACUGCGCUCUUUAUGGAGUCCCCCGUAGAGAGGCGCAUCGCAGGCUUUUAAAAUCUCAGCAGGAGCUCAUCGUCAGCGAACCAACCGUCAAAAAAAAAAAACAAGUAAAAAAGAAACGGCCGACCGAACGAACGAUCCUGCGAUGUCGUACGCAGCGUCCCCUACUCCCUUUUUACGCCUUCCGUCUUCUGUUCAAUGUGCUUCUUGUUCCCAUGGAUAUUGAUCGUUGAACAUCUGAAUGUUUUAAAAGAUUACCCCCAUUUUCUGAGGAAACAAAUGACUCAAGGUCAAGGCAGGUCCUUUAAAAGUGUUAAGUCGAAUAUUCGUUACUAUUGAUGGGCGCAGGAAAUACCAACAUCUACAGUGGCUCGUGUUCUCUGUUUUUGUCUUUUCUAUAUUCCAUGUGUUUUUGUUUUGUUUUUGUUUUUUUAUUAAGGAAAAAAAGAAUGGGUGGCAUCGUGACAGGAAAAAAAAAAUGGGUGUUUAUAUUUUGACAGCCUCUGAUGAUAAAUCCAGGUGAAUAGUAAAGUAAUGACCGCAAUUGCAAAAAAAAAAAUAAUGAUGAUGAUGAUUAUAAUAAUAAUAAAAUGUAAAACUGAUGGUGGUGAUAAAACCAAUAAAGAUAUAUUGCGCUUUGUGUA